Molecule: messenger RNA, 735 nt
Organism: Pseudozyma hubeiensis SY62
Lineage: Eukaryota; Fungi; Basidiomycota; Ustilaginomycetes; Ustilaginales; Ustilaginaceae
Product: PHO88-related membrane protein
Exons: 2
Coding region: 1-735 (244 amino acids)
Biological process (GO): protein targeting to ER
Cellular component (GO): mitochondrion; endoplasmic reticulum
Source: RefSeq, a predicted model, not a curated record
AUGCAAGUGAUCAACGACGUUGUGAUUGUGGAGAUGACGAGAACGAGCGAGCGAACAAUUUCCUCUCACACGCCUCUGUCGGAAUCGAGCGGCAGUUCCGACUGUGCAUCAUCCAACCUGCUGCUCAGUCUCUCGAAAAUCUUUUGCCAUCACCGAUCUUGGAGCCCCCUGCUGCUCAAGAUGCGCAAGGCCUUCAUGUUUGGCGCCAUGCAGGUCGCCAAACGAAUUCCGUUCGACGACAAGCCCGAGUACAUCGACUAUGCUCGAGGUGCCUACGUCGCCGUUCAACUGCUGACCCUCGCCAUGUACUACUACUGCUCCAUGCGCGUCAAGAAGGCCAACGACUUGACCGUCAUCAAGUACGUCAACGCCAAGAACCCCAUGUCGCAGGAACCCGGCGAGCUGGUCACCACCACCAACCGCGAUUACGAUCUCGCCGAAAUCUCCAAAGCCACCCGAGGCAUCCUCAUGGGCUGCGCCAUGGUCGGCUUCAUGCACCUGUACCUCAAAUACACCAACCCGCUCGUGAUUCAGUCCAUCUUGCCGUUGAAGAACGCCCUCGAGUCCAACAUGGCAAAGAUCUGGAUCUGGGGUCAGCCAGCCACGGGUGAUCUCAAGAGGCCUUUCAAGGCGCCACCUGGUUUGUUCGGUGCCGCUGGACAGGCCGGUCCUCAGACCGACAAGGCUGCCAUCAAGGAAGCCGAGAAGGCCGGAUCCGGCAAGAAGGACGAGUGA